GGUCCAUGUGUAGUAGAGAGCCGGGAAUUUGGAAGCGUACGGUGUGGAUCCUAGGAUCCGUGGACAGAUUGGUCCCGAUCUGCAAACAAAGCUGCAGUGACUUUUGAGGGCGCAGCUGCAUCUUGCCCCACCAAGCUCCACCCCAUGGAGUCUACGUUCAGCAGCCCCGCAGAGGCGGCCCUGCAACGGGAAGCGGGCGUUCCAGGCCAGUUAACCCUUCCUGAAGACCUGGACCGAGUGUAUGAGCUGGAGCGAGUAACGGAAUUUGUCUGCGAUUUAGGAUGCCAGCGGGUGGCCUUGCAGUUCCCUGACCAGUUACUAGGAGAUGCUGGAGCGGUGGCUGCCCGGCUGGAGGAAGUCACAGGAUCUAAGAUGUUCAUUUUAGGGGACACAGCUUAUGGCAGCUGCUGUGUGGAUGUGCUGGGCGCUGAGCAGGCUGGAGCUCAAGCCCUUGUACACUUUGGGCCUGCCUGCUUAAGUCCCCCAGCCUCCCUGCUGCCCAUCAUCUUUGUCCUUGGUCAGCGUCCUGUUGCUUUCGAACUCUGUGCCAAGGCCUUUGAAGCCCAGAACCCAGAUCCCACAGCACCGGUAGUACUGCUGAGUGAGCCAGCUUGUGCCCACGCCCUAGAGCCUUUGGCCACUCUCCUGCGCCCAAAGUACCAAGAUCUGCUCAUCUCCAGCCCAGCUCUUCCCCUGCCAGUGGGGUCCCCGAGCUCACAGCCUGAGUCACUGGAGCGUUUUGGGCGCCGCUUCCCCCUGAACCCAGGGAGAUGUCUGGAAGAAUAUGGUGCCUUCUAUGUGGGAGCUUCUCAAGCAAGCUCUGACCCGAACCUUGAUCCAGAUCUGAGCAGACUGCUUUUGGGGUGGACACCAGGACGGCCCUUCUUUUCCUGUUGUCCAGACACAGGACAGACACAAGACCAGGGUGCCAAGGCUGGGAGACUAAGAGCACGAAGACUGUAUCUUGUAGAGAGGGCCAGAGACGCUCGUGUGGUAGGGCUGCUGGCGGGCACAUUAGGUGUGGCUCAACACCGUGAGGCACUGGCACACUUGCGGAAACUGACUGAAGCUGCUGGAAAACGUAGCUAUGUGUUAGCCCUGGGGAAACCCACACCUGCCAAGCUUGCCAACUUCCCUGAGAUGGAUGUCUUUGUGCUGUUAGCCUGUCCCCUGGGAGCACUAGCCCCACAGCCUUCAGGUGGUUUCUUUCGGCCUGUAUUGACACCGUGUGAAUUGGAGGCUGCUUGCAACCCUGCCUGGCCCCCUCCAGGCCUGGCUCCCCACCUCACACAUUAUGCAGAGCUGUUGCCUGGUUCUCCCUUCCAUGUGCCACUCCCACCACCUGAGUCAGAGUUGUGGGACACCCCAGAUGUGUCACUCAUUUCUGGGGAGCUCCGACCGCCACCUCUUUGGAAGUCAUCAGAUGACACUAGAUGUUCUGCCAUAACUCCAAGGCCCCAGCUGGAGCUGGCUGAGAGCAGCCCUGCAGCUUCAUUCCUUAGUUCCCGGAGUUGGCAGGGGCUGGAGCCCCGUUUGGGCCAGACACCAGUGAAAGAAGCUGUCAGAGGAAGACGAGGUAUUGCCAUUGCCUAUGAGGAUGAGGGAAGCAGCUGAUACCUUUUGAGGCCAGAGUCGUAGAGUGCUAAGUCUGCUGGCACCUGUUCUCCCCAAGCCAACUUCUCAUCCUCUCACAGGAUACUUGAUGCCUACACAGAGGGAAUGUAGGUAGCUCCUCCUGAGGAGGAGCCUGUAGCCUGUGCUGCACUGGCUCAGCAUCAGUGCAGUAAAUGCCUGUUUGACUGGUGGGGUGGGGGGCGCAGGGAGAGGUCCCAGGGCUGACCCCAGUUCCUGGUAUGCAGGAGUAGUUCUGCUCUUGGUCAGGGGCAGGAGUUGAAUGAUCCAGACCAGAGUUCUUCCACGUCAGCAAUGUUGACAGUUUGGACAGAGUAAUUCUUUACUUCAGAUUCUGCAUAGAAAAGGAUGUUUAGGUUCAGCUGACAGAAGCACCUCCCUUCCUCCCCCACUGAACUCAGAUAACCUAGAUUAUCUCUAGAUGUCGGCAGAUGUCAUGUAACUGCUCCUAGUUGUGAGAGACAUGCACUGUCCAAGACAGCAUUCAUUGGACACAUAGCUUUUGCCAUCUGAAGUGGAUGAAAAACUUUCUUGGUUACACUAAUUAUAUCUGAAGUACUCACAUGGCUGCUUGUGGGACUUUAGAGGACAAUUACACUGUGGCACAAAGUUCUAUUGGACAGUGAUGGGCUACAUUGACUCAGACUUGUUUCUCGGGGACACCAAAGAAACUGAAAUAAACAAAAUAAUUUUUCU
Messenger RNA from Arvicanthis niloticus (Nile rat), 2328 nucleotides. It is a transcript of the gene Dph2, whose product is annotated as diphthamide biosynthesis 2. Lineage: Eukaryota; Metazoa; Chordata; Mammalia; Rodentia; Muridae. Gene Ontology annotation, biological process: protein histidyl modification to diphthamide. Gene Ontology annotation, molecular function: 2-(3-amino-3-carboxypropyl)histidine synthase activity. The record is from RefSeq and is a predicted model, not a curated record.